Molecule: messenger RNA, 8531 nt
Organism: Xyrichtys novacula (pearly razorfish)
Lineage: Eukaryota; Metazoa; Chordata; Actinopteri; Labriformes; Labridae
Source: the annotation of a GenBank genome assembly
AUUAGGUUAUGGGGCUAGGGUAAGGUUUUAGGUUUUUGGCGUUAGGGUUAAAAUCAAUGUCCAAAACCUUUUUAUGAACAUGUUUCAGACCUUUUGGAGUUGGUUACACCAAAAAAAAAUGUAAAAUGAAAAAAAAAUAUUUGGGGUGUUCAAGCUUCCUGAAGGUAAUACCCGGGAAUUAGGUUAUGGGGCUAUAGUAAGGUUUAAGGUUUUUGGCGUUAGGGUUAAAAUCACUGUCCAAAACCUUUGUAGGAACUAUUUUCCAACCUUUUGGAGUUAGUUAGACCAAAUGUUUCGGGCCGCCGCCUUAGUGUGGCGAGUCUUGGGUCUUCCUCACUGUGUGUGUGUGUGUGUGUGUGUGUGUGUGCGUGUGUGAGAGUGCCUGUGUGUGCAUGCUGCCUGCAGUUCACAGGUUGCCGUGGCUGCGGAUCAAUCAAGUGCCUGAUCACCUCCACCUGGAAACUGCAAACACUGACUGGCUGAGGGCUUCUGCCACUUGAGAGGAGCCACUUGGGGGGAGUGGAUAAAACUCCAGUGGACCUGCAGAUCAGGGAGCACGCUGUACCCAGUGGAGCUCCCAUGCCUCUUCCUCAGACAGAUUGUCUUUGUGAUUGUGAAUUGGGAUUUUUUCGUAGCUUGUGAGGCAUUUUGGUUUGCACACGCCUACCUGCUUUCCUUUUUGUAUCCAGCAUUAGGGCUGAGUAUUGUAUUUGAGUUCGUUUCUUGCUGAUGUGAGCAGAUCUUUUUAUUUUACUGGUAACUAACUCUAGGUUAGAGUCUCCCUGUGUUUUUUGGCAACCUGUUAAGUUUCCUUUAAGGCCUUUGUUGCCUCUCUUUUUGUUGUUACUGCCAAUUUUACUUUUGUUAAUAAAUAACUUGAUUUGAUCAUUUAACAUCUGGUCGGUUUUAUGUUGCUUCCCUUCUCCCUUACACGAGCUGGUCGUAACAUAAAUGGGGGCUCGUCCGGGAUACUAAUCCGUUAAAGGAGACCCGGAAAUCCGAAAAGUUUUUGUUAAUAAAGGUAAGAUUAUUGUGUGUGUGUGCUUAGGUAGGUAAAAUGGCAUCGUUCGAUCUUGACAGCUUCUUGUUAAAUCCGUCACUUGACCAAAUUAAUAAGUGCAGAAAGGAUAAUUUGGUCGAGAUAGCUGUGCACUUCAAUGUCCUGUUUGCCAAAUCAAUCCUGAAAAAAGAAUUAAAAUCUCUAGUCAUAGGUAAGUUGGUGGAAUUAGGUGUAAUUGUUUUGCCGGUGCUCCCUGAGUCACCUGUGUGCGCACCUGGCUCUGAGACUGCGGCUGAUUACACUGCACAAAGGGAGUUCAGUAAAGUGUCUGCUCAGCCCAAAACUCCCUUUACCUUGCCUCGCUAUGAUCCUCCUUUCUCAGGCAGCACUGAUUCUCUGGGUGAGGCCAGACUGAAAGUCAGGCUGGCACGAAUCCAGAUGGAGGCUCAGGAGAGAGCCGAGAACCGGCAAGCAAAGCUGAGGCUUGAGAUCCGGAAAAUGGAGAUCGAGGCUGAUAAAGCAGUCAGACUACGUCAGCUGGAGCUAGAAGCUCAGCUGAAAGCAACCCCGGCACUGGAUGCAUCUGCAGAUGCAAUAAUGUCACCUCCUUCCACCAGCUCUACCCGAGAGUCCUUUGACAUCGGUAAGCAUAUUUCUCUUGUUCCACCAUUCAGAGACUCUGAAGUUGACAGUUAUUUUCCGGCAUUUGAGCGCAUUGCGACUGCACUUCAGUGGCCUUAUGAAGAGUGGCCACUACUUCUCCAAUGUAAGAUCCAUGGUAAAGCACAAGAAGCUGUAGCUGCUCUACCUUUAGCGGAGAGCUUGAACUAUGAAAAGGUAAAGAUGUCUAUUUCACGUGCCUAUGAAUUAGUCCCUGAAGCUUACAGGCAAAAAUUUCGGAACCACACAAGGGGCCCUGAACAGACGUAUGUGGAGUUCGCAAGGGAAAAGGGAACUCUUUUUGAUAAAUGGUGUAACGCUAGUAAAGCUGCUGAUUUCAGUUCACUCCGUGAACUAAUUCUUCUGGAAGAAUUUAAGAAAUGUCUACCAGAGCGCAUUGUUGUGUACCUAAAUGAACAGAAAGUUUCAUCUCUCUCUGCAGCCUCUGUACUGGCUGAUGAAUUUGUGCUAACCCACAAACCUGUGUUUCUGUCUACUUACGAAAAGCCUCGUGCUCCGGCACCACAGAGUGGACAAGCCAGAGUGUUCCACAGAAGGGAUGAAAAAAGCUGUAACUAUUGUCAUAAAUCUGGACACCUCAUUGCAAACUGUCCCUCCUUAAACAGGAAAAAACAGAAUGGCAACGGAUCGCCCCCUAAAGGCGUUGGGCUCAUUAAAUCUGAGAAACGUGUAGAAUCUAAUGCUGUUUCUUCUGUUUGCCCAGAUCCAUGUUUUGAGCCGUUCAUAUUCGACGGGUAUGUAUCUCUGACAGGUGAGACUGCUGAUCAGUGCCCAGUACGCAUUUUGAGGGACACCGGUGGCUCUCAAUCUGUUAUACUGGCUAGUGCAUUGCCAUUUUCGGAAAAGUCUUUUUGUGGUUAUACUGUUGCCUUGCAAGGUAUUGAGAUGGGUUAUGUCCCACAACCGGUGCAUACAGUCCACAUUAAGUCCUGGUUGAUAAGUGGGGUUUUUCCUGUGGCUGUCAUUCCCGCUCUGCCUAUAAAAGGAGUAGUUCUCCUCAUGUGCAACGACAUCGCGGGUGGCCAGGUAACCCCUGCACUAGAGGUGUCUGACUCUCCGCAGAGCCCUGAUAUAGAAAAUGAAACAGAAACUGCUCAGAAACUGUUUCCAUCUUGUGCUGUAACUCGUGCGCAAUCUCGUAAAUUGGACGAAUUCUCACUGUCGGAUACUGUGCUAAUGUCUGCUUUUUCAGAUGUGGAAGUUGUGAAGGAGAAAGCUCCCACAUCUCUGCUGUCAGAAAGUGCCGAGCCCGUGGGUUCUGCGAAUCUGAGUUUGGCGCCGUCGGACAGUCCGACGCUGCCGGUGGGCAGUGAACGUCUCGCCGCUGCGCAGAGGGCUGACCCGACUCUGGCACGUUGCUUCAAAAGUGUGGUGAGUGCCGACAAAGCAAGUGGUGAAACAGUAUCUUACCUAAUGAAUAAAGACAUCCUGGUGCGUAAAUGGACUCCUGCAGUGUCUGAUUGCGAAUAUAGUGCUUUACAAGUUGUAGUGCCUUUUGUAUACCGGCAGCAUGUAUUGUCAGUUGCCCACGAGAGCAAAUGGUCAGGUCAUUUGGGGGUGAAUAAGACCUACAACCUCAUCCUCAAGCAUUUCUUCUGGCCUGGGUUAAAAUCUGAUGUAGCCAAAUUCUGUCGCUCUUGUCAUGUGUGUCAACUAGCGGGUAAACCAAACCAAACCAUCCCACCUGCUCCACUCCAUCCUAUUCCUACCAUAGGUGAGCCCUUUGAGCGUGUAAUCUUAGACUGUGUAGGCCCAUUGCCCCGCUCUAAAACAGGUAAUCAGUACCUACUCACCAUUAUGUGUGCUGCCACCCGCUAUCCGGAAGCCGUCCCGCUGCGUAAAAUUACGUCCAGCUCUGUUGUCAAAGCCCUGACAAAGUUUUUCUCCACGUUUGGCCUCCCUCGUGUUAUCCAGACCGAUCAAGGUACAAACUUUCAGUCUCGGUUGUUCAAACAAGUCCUUAAAACGCUCAAUGUCCAACACUCCGUGUCCAGCGCGUAUCAUCCUGAAUCCCAGGGAGCGUUAGAACGUUGGCAUCAGACAUUAAAAUCCAUGCUGCGUAAAUACUCCCUAGAGACAGGUAAAAGUUGGGAUGAAGGGGUUCCUUUCGUGUUGUUCGCCGCUCGUGACGCUGUCCAGGCAUCCUUAGGGUUUAGCCCCGCAGAGCUCGUAUUUGGCCACACACUCCGCGGUCCGCUUAAAUCUCUGCAAGAAAAAUUCCUGUCCUCUGAAGUCUCACGUGAAGAGAACGUACUUGAUUUUAUGAGUAAAUUCCGCGAGCGUUUACACCGUGCAAACUCGCUCGCUAAAGAGUGUCUUUUGUCCUCCCAGACUGUGAUGAAGCGUCGUUAUGACCGAUCUGCCGUCCCACGCCGAUUUGAAGUUGGUGACAAAGUGCUGGCCUUGCUGCCGAUCCCUGGUUCUUCUCUCUCUGCUAAAUUUACCGGUCCCUAUGAGGUCCGUGAAUGCCUCAGUGACCUCAACUAUGUUAUUGCUACACCGGAGAGAAGGCGUAAAAGUCGUGUUUGUCACAUAAACAUGCUCAAACCUUACGUCACACGCGAACCGAACCCAGCUGUCGCUCCACCAGUGGUUCCCCCAAAAGCUAAUACUAUCGCUGUCAAUGCUCUGAUUGUCACUGAGUCUCCUACCAUUGCUGAUGAGGAUGAUUUACAGACGUGUACCUCAUCGCAUCAAACCGCGCGACUGCCGAAUUCGGAGUCACUGAAAACAUUGUCGUCCCAGCUAAGUCAUUUGACCCGCGCGCAACAAAGUGACCUAAUUGCUUUGAUCGAUAAUUUUAAGUGUCUUUUCGGCGACGUUCCAACUCGCACUACUGUUCUGCAACAUGACAUAGAUGUCAACGGAGCAAAGCCCAUCCGACAGCAUCCAUACAGACUCAACCCCGUGAAGCGCCAGCUCAUGAAAAAAGAAACGGAUUAUUUGUUAAAACACGGUUUGGCUGUGCCAAGCUCCAGCGCUUGGAGCUCUCCAUGUUUGUUGGAGAAAAAAUCAGACGGUACCCCUCGUUUUAUCACAGAUCUGCGAAAGGUAAAUUCAGUAACUGUCAAAGACUCGUAUCCUCUUCCUAGAAUGGAAGAUUGUGUCGACACGCUUGGCAGCGCUAAGUACGUCAGCAAGCUGGACCUAUUGAAAGGGUACUGGCAAGUCCCGUUAACGGAGCGCGCAUCUGAGAUCUCCGCGUUUGUGACUCCUGACUGUUUCUUGCAGUACACCGUCAUGGCGUUUGGCAUGUGUAACGCCCCGGCCACCUUCCAGCGGCUCGUUAAUACCGUCUUGGCCGGGCUGCCAAACUGUAACGCGUACUUGGAUGACUUAAUUGUUUACACAGUGACGUGGCAGGAGCACCUCCGCAUCCUCGAACAGGUGUUCACUCGUCUUGCGCACGCGACCCUAACGCUAAAUCUCGCCAAGUGUGAUUUCGGUAAGGCCACCGUCACCUAUUUAGGACGACAGGUUGGGCAGGGUCAAGUUAAGCCUCUCGACGCCAAGGUAACUGCCAUAGCCGAGUUUCCGGUCCCAACCACCCGCAAGGCGCUCCGUCGUUUUCUGGGCAUAGCGGGUUACUACCGUAGCUUCUGCCGCAACUUCUCCUCCGUUGUUCAGCCGUUGACUUCUCUAACUAAUCCCAAAGUCGAAUUUGAUUGGUCCCCUGCCUGUCAGCAUGCGUUUGACAGCGCAAAGUCCCUCCUUAGCCACGCCCCUGUCCUUGCAGCUCCUGACUUCUCCCAGCCGUUCAAACUUGAGGUAGAUGCCUCUGCAGUAGGUGUCGGGGCUGUCCUGUUGCAGGAGGAUAGUGAUGGAGUUGACCAUCCAGUAGGAUAUUUUUCCCGCAAAUUUAACAAGCAUCAGGUGAACUACUCAAUCAUAGAAAAAGAAACCCUUGCUUUGUUAUGGUCACUUCAACACUUUGAAGUAUACGUAGGUUCCAGCCCUCUGCCAGUGGUGGUCUUCACUGACCACAACCCACUCGUCUUUCUGCAUCGUAUGUAUAACCACAACCAAAGGCUUAUGCGGUGGGCACUGGUCAUGCAGGAUUACAAUGUGGAGAUCCAGCACAAAAAGGGGUCUGACAAUGUUGUAGCAGAUGCGUUGUCCAGAAUGUAAUGUUGACUUUGUUAACCCUUGUGGUUGUUUUGUUUAUGACAAACCUCAUUAGGAGGGUUUGCCUCUUAAGGGGAGGGGUGUUACGGCCGCCGCCUUAGUGUGGCGAGUCUUGGGUCUUCCUCUCUCUGUGUGUGUGUGCGUGUGCGUGUGUGAGAGUGCCUGUGUGUGCAUGCUGCCUGCAGUUCACAGGUUGCCGUGGCUGCGGAUCAAUCAAGUGCCUGAUCACCUCCACCUGGAAACUGCAAACACUGACUGGCUGAGGGCUUCUGCCACUUGAGAGGAGCCACUUGGGGGGAGUGGAUAAAACUCCAGCGGACCUGCAGAUCAGGGAGCACGCUGUACCCAGUGGAGCUCCCAUGCCUCUUCCUCAGACAGAUUGUCUUAGUGAUUGUGAAUUGGGACUUUUUCGUAGCUUGUGAGGCAUUUUGGUUUGCACACGCCUACCUGCUUUCCUUUUUGUAUCCAGCAUUAGGGCUGAGUAUUGUAUUUGAGUUCGUUUCUUGCCGAUGUGAGCAGAUCUUUUUAUUUUUACUGGUAACUAACUCUAGGUUAGAGUCUCCCUGUGUUUUUUGGCAACCUGUUAAGUUUCCUUUAAGGCCUUUAUUGCCUCUCUUUUUGUUGUUACUGCCAAUUUUACUUUUGUUAAUAAAUAACUUGAUUUGAUCAUUUAACAUCUGGUCGGUUUUAUGUAGCUUCCCUUCUCCCUUACACGAGCUGGUCGUAACAUAAAUGGGGGCUUGUCCGGGAUACUAAUCCGUUAAAGGAGACCCGGAAAUCCGAAAAGUUUUUGUUAUAAAGGUAAGAUUAUUGUGUGUGUGUGCUUAGGUAGGUAAAAUGGCAUCGUUCGAUCUUGACAGCUUCUUGUUAAAUCCGUCACUUGACCAAAUUAAUAAGUGCAGAAAGGAUUUGGGGUGUUCGGGCUUCCUGAAGGUAAUACCCGGGUAUUAGGUUAUGGGGCUAAGGUAAGGUUUAAGGUUUUUGGCGUUAGAGUUAAAAUCAGUGUCCAAAACCUUUUUAGGAACAUGUUUAAGACCUUUUGGAGUUGGUUACACCGAAAAAAAAUGUAAAAUGAAAAAAAAUAUAUUUGGGGUGUUCGGGCUUCCUGAAGGUAAUACCCGGGUAUUAGGUUUUGGGGCUAGGGUAAGGUUUAAGGUUUUUGGUGUUAGGGUUAGAAUCACUGUCCAAAACCUUUGUAGGAACUCUUUUCCGACCUUUUGGAGUUAGUUAGACCAAAAAAAAAAGAAAAAAGAAAAAAAAAUAUUUGGGGUGUUCGGGCUUCCUGAAGGUAAUACCCGGGUAUGAGGUUAUGGGGCUAGGGUAAGGUUUAAGGUUUUUGGCGUUAGGGUUAAAAUCACUGUCCAAAACCUUUUUAGGAACAUGUUUCAGACCUUUUGGAGUUGGUAACACCAAAAAAAAAUGUAAAAUGAAAAAAAUAUAUUUGGGGUGUUCAAGCUUCCUGAAGGUAAUACCCUUCAGGUUUAAGUAUUAGGUUAUGGGGCUAGGAUUAGGUUUAAGGUUUUUGGCGUAAGGGUUAAAAUCACUGUCCAAUAUUUUUUAAGGAACAUGUUUCAGACCUUUUGGAGCUAGUUUGACCAAAAAAAAAAAGAAAAAGAAAAAAAAUAUAUUUGGGGUGUUCGGGCUUCCUGAAGGUAAUACCCGGGUAUUAGGUUAUGGGGCUAGGGUAAGGUUUAAGGUUUUUGGCGUUAGAGUUAAAAUCAGUGUCCAAAACCUUUUUAGGAACAUGUUUAAGACCUUUUGGAGUUGGUUACACCAAAAAAAAUGUAAAAUGAAAAAAAAAUAUUUGGGGUGUUCGGGCUUCCUGAAGGUAAUACCCGGGUAUUAGGUUAUGGGGAUAGGGUAAGGUUAAAGGUUUUUGGAGUUAGAGUUAAAAUCAGUGUCCAAAACCUUUUUAGGAACAUGUUUAAGACCUUUUGGAGUUGGUAUCACCAAAAAAAAAAUGUAAAAUGAAAAAAAAAAAAUUGGGGUGUUCGGGCUUCCUGAAGGUAAUACCCGGGUAUUAGGUUAUGGGGCUAGGUUAAGGUUUAAGGUUUUUGGCAUGAGGGUUAAAAUCAAUGUCCAAAACCUUUGUAGGAAGUCUUUUCCAACCUUUUGGAGUUAGUUAGACAAAAAAAAAAAGAUGAAUGGAAAAAAAAGUAUUUGGGGUGUUCAAGCUUCCUGAAGGUAAUACCCGGGUAUUAGGUUAUGGGGCUAGGGUAAGGUUUAAGGUUUUUGGCGUAAGGGUUAAAAUCACUGUCCAAAACCUUUUUAGGAACAUGUUUCAGACCUUUUGGAGUUGGUUACACCAAAAAAAAUGUAAAAUGAAAAAAAAAAAUAUUUGGGGUGUUCGGGCUUCCUGAAGGUAAUACCCUUCAGGUUUAAGUAUUAGGUUAUGGGGCUAGGAUUAGGUUUAAGGUUUUUGGCGUAAGGGUUAAAAUCACUGUCCAAUAUUUUUUAAGGAACAUGUUUCAGACCUUUUGGAGCUAGUUUGACCAAAAAAAAAAAGAAAAAGAAAAAAUAUAUAUUUGGGGUGUUCGGGCUUCCUGAAGGUAAUACCCGGGUAUUAGGUAAUGGGGCUAGGGUAAGGUUUAAGGUUUUUGGCGUGAGGGUUAAAAUCACUGUCCAAAACCUUUGUAGGAAGUCUUUUCCAACCUUUUGGAGUUAGUUAGACAAAAAAAAAAGAUAAAUGAAAAAAAAAUAUUUGGGGUGUUCGGGCUUCCUGAAG